Messenger RNA from Trichoderma gamsii, 1335 nucleotides. Its product is annotated as zinc knuckle. NCBI's taxonomy places the organism in Eukaryota, Fungi, Ascomycota, Sordariomycetes, Hypocreales, Hypocreaceae. The transcript has a single exon. Bases 1 to 1335 code for a protein of 444 amino acids. The record is from RefSeq and is a predicted model, not a curated record.
AUGGCUACGGACGCCGAUCUCCUCAAGGUUGAACAAGCAUUUGGUUACACUUUUGAAAAUAAAGAAGACUAUACAAGGGCAAAAGCGUGGCGUCCAAUCUCGCUGCUUGCCACCCUUGGCAAGGUAUUGGAGUCCGUGGUAGCAGAGAGAAUCUCACAUGCUGUGGAAGUUUAUGGGUUGCUCCCGACGAACCACUUUGGAGCUCGCAAGCAACGAUCGGCAGAACAGGCCCUACUACUUUUACAAGAGCAGAUUUAUAUAUCUUGGAGGCGUCAUCUUGUUGUAAGCCUCAUUAGUUUCGAUGUCAAAGGAGCCUACAACGGAGUAUGCAAAGAAAGGUUGCUUCAAAGAAUGAAAGCACGCGGUAUCCCUGAGAAAUUACUUGGAUGGGUAGAAGCAUUCUGCUCAAACCGGACGGCUACAAUUCAAAUUAAUGGCACCUCAUCAGAGAUCAGAGAAUUGCCCCAAGCUGGCCUUCCGCAAGGCUCUCCUCUAUCUCCGAUUUUAUUUCUUUUCUUCAACGCGGAUCUAGUACAACGACGGAUCGAUAGCAACAAAGGAGCCAUCGCAUUUGUGGAUGACUUCACAGCCUGGGUUUCAGGCCCAACUGCACAGAGCAACCGUGAGAAGGUUGAAUCGAUUAUCACAGACGCAUUGGCCUGGGAAAGGAGAAGCGGUGCAACUUUUGAAGCUAGCAAGACAGUAAUCAUCCACUUCACCAGAAAGGACUAUAAGAAUGACUCUGCACCCUUCACAAUCAAAGGACAAGUGGUCCACCCGAAAGGCUACGUCAAGGUUCUUGGAGUGAUCAUGGAUGCUGAACUCAAGUACAAAGAACAUAUCGCAAUGGCAGCUUCUAAAGGACUGGUAGCAGCAAUGGAACUAAAGAGAUUAAGAGGUCUAACCCCAGCAACAGCAAGACAGCUAUUCGCGGCCACGGUGGCCCCGGUGGUAGACUAUGCUUCGAAUGUCUGGAUGCACAGGUUUAUAUACAGGCUAAUGGGACCCAUCAACAGAGUGCAAAGAGCAGGAGCACAGGCAAUCAUUGGGACGUUUAGCACUGUAGCGACAAGUGUAGCCGAAGCUGAAGCCCAUAUUGCUCCAGCUCGGCAACGGUUCUGGAAAAGGGCAAUUAAGAUGUGGGUAGACAUGCACACAUUGCCUGACACCAACCCACUCCGAAGGUUGACCUCUCGCAUCCGUAAAUUCAGAACUUCCUUUCGAUCACCCCUCUAUCAGGUAUCGACAGCACUUACGGAUAUCCCAAUGGAACAACUAGAAACCAUCCACCCGCUCACUCUAGCGCCCUGGGAGGAACGAGUGGAACGAGUUUGA